UUUAAAAAGGGCAUAAAAGGAAAGUAACGAAGAUAUUCCGCUGCCGCACGCGAGAAUCACGUGACAUUGAUCCUUGAAAUUGACAAGCACUACAGUUUCAGUCAUCAAACCCUAAAACAAGAAAUCGGAGAAUUCAUCAAAAUCACCGGAAAAAAUGGGAGUGGAGAAGGAAGUUAUCAGAGCCGGUAAUGGCCCCAAACCACAGCCUGGUCAAACUGUUACCGUCCACUGCACUGGCUACGGGAAAGAUAGAGACCUGAGUCAGAAGUUCUGGAGCACUAAGGAUCCAGGCCAGCAGCCUUUCUCUUUCAAGAUCGGCCAAGGCAAAGUUAUCAAAGGAUGGGAUGAAGGAGUACUGGGCAUGCAAUUAGGAGAAGUUGCUCGAUUAACGUGCACCCCUGAUUAUGCUUAUGGUGCUGGUGGAUUUCCAGCAUGGGGUAUUCAGCCAAACUCAGUUCUGGUUUUUGAGAUUGAAGUCUUAGGUGCACAAUGAGCAAUUUGCUAACAUUUGGGCAAUCCUGAUGGAGCUGUUGUGUACUCUAUAGUCUAUACAGUAGACAGCUUGAGGGUAUCAGAACUGCUCAUGUACUCUUUGCUCUAAUGCAACUUGUUGAAACAGAUUAAGGCGAUAAUAAAUGCUUUCUAGCUUUUCUCUGGAUAAUGGUCAUACUUUGAGACUACUAAUUUGUAUUACAAGACAAAUUAGUUGGUAAUUAAAUAUAAUAUGGAAUGGAUGUAAGAGUUUGUAUGGUCAACUCCAACUAAUAUGGGAUACUAUUCUCCUCGUUCUCUUUA
Solanum stenotomum is the source of this 795-nucleotide messenger RNA. RefSeq names its product peptidyl-prolyl cis-trans isomerase FKBP12. Gene Ontology annotation, molecular function: peptidyl-prolyl cis-trans isomerase activity. The transcript is spliced from 5 exons. NCBI's taxonomy places the organism in Eukaryota, Viridiplantae, Streptophyta, Magnoliopsida, Solanales, Solanaceae. Bases 155 to 493 code for a protein of 112 amino acids. The record is from RefSeq and is a predicted model, not a curated record.